AUGAAAACCAGUUUAGCCGUCCUAGGCGCUGCAACCCUUUGUGCAGCCUCUGUCUCCAACACUACCAAAGACGGCCUUAUCACCGAUGGACUCGUCUCUCUUGGAGAUUGGCAGAGUGCCUUCGACAAAGCUCAAAACUUUGUCUCACAGCUUACUACCGAAGAGAAAAUCACCAUCAUCGGAGCUGGAUCUCUGACCAACACCUCUGCAAAUUGGACAGCUCUCGGGAUUUCGGAUGGUCCACAAGGAGCGCAGAACUUCUACUACGAGAGCGCCUUCUCGAUGACAUGUGCCUUGGCUAUGACUUGGGACAAAGACGCUAUCUACAAACAAGGCAAAGCUGUCGCUACCGAGUUUUACCAGAAGGGCUUGCAAAUGUUGGCUGGGCCUGUAUCAAACCCCAUGGGCAGAUCAGCUUGGGGUGGCCGUAAUGGUGAAUCGUUUGGACCAGACGCCUAUUUUAACGGUAUUCUCGGUGGCAUCAGUGCAAAAGCCUACCAGGCAGGUGGUGUCAUCGCAGGUGGAAAACAUUUCAUCCUGUACGAGCAAGAGACUAAUCGUACUUCUUCCAUGAGCGGUGGUGGUGGUAUGGGAGGCGGCAUGGGCGGUGGCCCCACCAGUUCAGGCAACAGCACUAUGGGCGCUUCAACAUCUGGCUCUGCCCCGUCAGGCUCUGCUCCGUCAGGAAUGACUCUCAGAGCAAGAGCAGACAAUUCAUCCACUACCCAAUCUUCGACCGAGAGUGCCCCUUACUCAUCCAAUAUAGACGACAAGACGUUUAGAGAGACAUACCUCUGGCCUUGGUACGACAUCAUCAAGGCUGGCACUGGUGCAGUCAUGUGCGCAAUGACCGAAGUCAACAACACUGCAGCUUGUGAAGAUAGCUCACUCCUUAUGGGCAUGCUCAAAACUGAUCUUGGCUUCCCUGGGAUGGUUUGGCCGGACCAGAACGGUCAAAAAACGGCUCUUGGGUCAGCCACAGGAGGCCUUGACUACGGUUCAAGCAGUACCUGGUCUACAUCAACUAUCGAAGCAUUCUUGAGCAACGGCUCUCUUUCAGAAGCCCGUCUGAAUGAUAUGGUUAUCCGCAAUGUUAUUGGCUACUACAGAGCCAAUCUGGACAACGGAGAACAGCCUUCCAAGGCAGACUACGAUGACUACGUCGAUACCAUGUCCGACCACGCCAACAUCAUUCGUGAGAACGGAGCGAAGUCAAUUGUUCUUCUUAAGAACGAUGGCGCUCUUCCUCUGAACAAGCCUAGAAGAAUGACACUCUUCGGUGCCAACGCCGGACCUGUCAUGGGAGGGCCCAACCUGCAAUUCACUGUUCAGGGCUCUGGGCCAACAUACCAAGGCCAUCUUGCUAGUGAUUCUGGCUCCGCUCAAUCUUCGCUACCCUAUCUCAUCACUCCUGAAGCAGCUCUGACGCUCAGAGCAUCGAAGGAACAUACCAAUGUCAAGUGGAUCUUAAACGACACAUACAGUACGAGCAGCUCGGGCAACACUCUGGUUACUCUAUCUUCCUCAGAGACUGCUGUCGAUGCUUCUUAUGCGGGAUAUGCGGCCGCCAGUGACGUAUGCCUCGUCUUCAUUAAUGCUCUAUCAGGCGAAGGUGCCGAUCGAACUGAGUUGUACAACGAGGAUCAGGACACCAUGGUUAACACCGUGGCUGCCAACUGCAAUAACACCAUCGUCUUCAUUACUUCCACUGGUAUCCGCCUUGUUGACCAAUGGAUUGAGAACGAAAACGUUACUGCUGUGCUAUACUCUGGUCCUCUUGGUCAAGAGAGUGGCAACUCAAUCACCGACGUUCUCUACGGCGAUGUUAAUCCCUCAGGUAGACUUAUCCACACUAUCGCAAAGAACGAGUCGGACUACAAUGUAGAGAUUUGCUACACCUACAACUGCAACUACACCGAGGGCAACUACAUCGACUACAAGUACUUUGAACACAGCAACACCACCGCUCGUUAUGCUUUCGGUCACGGCUUGUCGUACACUUCCUUCGGCUACAGUGACAUCAAGACGACCAAGCUCAUGUCCAACCUGUCAUACCACGCCAAGGGACGUCUUGAAGUUGGCGGCCGUGCAGACUUGUACGACGUCGUUGCAGAGGUCGAUGUCAAUGUGCAGAACACCGGUUCGCGUGACGGAGCCGAAGUCCCACAGCUCUACAUUGGCUACCCAGAGGGCUCUGGGGCUGAUCAACCUCUCAAGGCUCUCCGCGGCUUCGAGCGUGUAGAGAUCAAGAAAGACGAACACAGCCAGGUCAAGUUCCAGCUCAGACGCAGAGAUCUCUCGUUCUGGGACGUCACUGCCCAAGAGUGGGCUUUGCCGACUGGUGAUUUCAAGAUCUAUGUCGGCGCUUCUUCCACAGACAUUCGACAGACGGGUACGCUGGCUAUGUAGAUCUCAGAUCCUUGGAUUCCUUGCUGAAGAUUUGUAGAGGGUGGAGAAGGUGGUCUGUUGAGAUUAAACCUCUGGCUGGGUAAGAAGCGAGAAACAACGCCGACGGAGUUUCUACCGAACGCAAUGUCAAACUUAAUUAGCGCACAUUUGUAUGUUCAAGUUCUUCCCCUCCAUUCCCACUACCUG
Messenger RNA from Aureobasidium pullulans EXF-150, 2595 nucleotides. Its product is annotated as putative beta-glucosidase D. Gene Ontology annotation, biological process: glucan catabolic process. Bases 1 to 2409 code for a protein of 802 amino acids. Gene Ontology annotation, molecular function: beta-glucosidase activity. Lineage: Eukaryota; Fungi; Ascomycota; Dothideomycetes; Dothideales; Saccotheciaceae. The record is from RefSeq and is a predicted model, not a curated record. The transcript has 4 exons.